This is a messenger RNA of Arachis ipaensis, 1071 nucleotides long. RefSeq lists its product as uncharacterized. The record is from RefSeq and is a predicted model, not a curated record. Lineage: Eukaryota; Viridiplantae; Streptophyta; Magnoliopsida; Fabales; Fabaceae.
AUGUCAUUUGGUAAGAGUCCAGGAAUUCGACCAAUGAUUUGGAAGUUCCAUCCAAGUAAAAGAGAUGAAAUUCGUCGAGCUUAUCUUAAAGCUAGACCAAAUCAACCAAUACUUGAUAAGUAUCCAUUCUCGAGCGAUACAAGUCAUCGUCGUCAUUUUCAAGCUUCUUGGUUUGAAUUAUAUCCUUCAUGGUUAGAGUAUUCUAUUGAAAAUGAUGCUGUAUAUUGUUUACCAUGCUACCUAUUUGCUAUGGAAUCUUCAAUCAAUACAGGUUCAAAUGCUUUCAUUGAAAAUGGCUUCAGGAAUUGGAAGAAGGUAAAUAGUGAAAAAGAUGAGGAAAUUGAGAAUAAUCAACAUAGACUUGGAGCAUCUAUUGAUUGUAUUAGAUGGUUGACUUUUCAAGGUUGCACUUAUAGAGGCCAUGAUGAAAGCUUGAGUUCAGAUAAUCGAGAAAGGAUAUUGGAGAUGUCAAAUUUUGUUAGAAAGGAUAUUGGAGAUGCCAAAUUUUGUAUUAUCAUUGAUGAAGUUCGUGAUGAAUCUAAAAAAGAGCAAAUGGCUAUUGUUUUGAGAUUUGUUGAUGUGGAUGAUUUUGUUCGUGAACGCUUAUUUGAUCUUGUACAUUUAACACUUGUGGCUGCUUCAAAAGAAGUACUUCAAUUUCAUGAGUUUUUCACACAAUUGACUGCUAUUGUCAAUAUUAUUGGUGCAUCUUGCAAACGACAUGAUCAACUACAAGAAGCUCAAGAAAUUGAAAAUACAAAAUUAAUUGCCAAUGAUGAGUUAAAAACAAGUCAAGCUACUCAUACCGUUCUUAAUAACAUUAUUGAUGAUGGUACAACUUCUGCUAAAAGAGUAUCUACAACAACAAUAGAAAGAGCUUUCUCGGCAAUGAAAAUUGUUAAAACAAGACUUCGGAGUAAAAUGGCAGACGAAUUUCUUGCAAAUAAUUUAGUCAUUUACAUUGAAAAAGAAAUUGCAGCUACUUUCAGUACAAAUUCAAUAAUAGAUGACUUUGAAUCAAGGAAAAAGCAUCGAGCUCAAUUGUCUAUGAAACGUCUAAAAAGAAAUUGA